UAAAACUUCUAAAAAAGUGUGGCUGUGAGCAAGGCUGCCUUUGCUAAAACGGAAAGAUUGGACAAGAAAGAAGGAACUAUUUUACUGAUUUAUUCAUGAUUAGAAAAAUGCCUCCGCCGAGGUGAUGUUAGCAGCGUCAGUAAAUAUUCGACAUUGAAACAGAGAAGCAGAGAGAGAGACAGACAGAGCGAGGGAAGGUGGGGGUCAGAGAGGGGGAAGAGGAUAAGAGAAGGAGUGGGGGAGACAGACAGAGAGAGUGGAGACGGGGCGACCAAGGCAUCGAGAGGACGGGUGAUCACCGGCUCCGCAUCGGCUCCUCUGACCCUGGAUUUUAACUGCAAUCGAGAGUGACAUUGAACGGCAAAACCAUGAAAGACUUAGUAUCCUAUGAGCACAACAAUGAAGCCCAUAAACUAUUGAAACAGAUAAAUCAAUACUUAGAACAAGAAUCCAAAUUCUUACCAAGGGCAAGUGGACUCCAUGUAAUGGAAGCAACCUUGGAGAAUGAUGAUUGUGUCUCCCCAAAGUUAAGAGAUGCCAAAGUGGAAGAUCUCCGGAGUUUGACUAGAUUCUUCGGCUGUAGUACUGAAACUUUCGUUUUAGCAGUUAACCUACUGGACAGAUUUUUGUCAUUGAUGAAGGUACGACCAAAGUAUCUACCUUGUCUAGGAAUAAGUGUCUUCCAUCUAGCAGCAAAGACCAUUGAGGAAGAUUGCAAUAUCCCUCCUGCCCAUGACCUCCUCCGAAUCAGCCACUGCAAGUUUACAGUGUCCGAUCUCAAGCGGAUGGAAAAAAUUGUCUAUGAAAAACUAAAUGGGGAAUUUAAGGCUGUCACUGCCUUGCAUUUUUUACACCUGUAUCAUGCCCUGGCACACUGCCAUGUAACUGAAAGGAAAGAAUUUCUGAUCCUUGACAGACUGGAAGCACAACUGAAAGCCUGCAACUGCCGAUUUGUGUUUACCAGAGCUAAACCAUCUGUAUUGGCCUUGUCCCUUCUGACCCUUGAAGUUGAAAACCUGAAAUCUGGCGACUUGUUUGAAAUUAUACUACGCAUUCAAAAACAUUCCAAAAUUACCCAUUGUGACUUAGCGUACUGGCGUGAAUUGGUAUCAAAAUGCCUGGCUGACUACUCUUCACCUGAAUGCUGCAAACCUGAUAACAAGAAGCUAGUGUGGAUUGUUUCAAGACGUACAGCUCGUCAUUUGCAGAGUAGUUACUACAGUGUUCCUGAACUACCAACUAUUCCAGAAGCUGGUUGCUUCAGUGAAAGUGAGGAUUCCUGUGAAGAAAUGAGCUGUUGUGAAGAUGGCCUGAGCAGCUCCCCACAGAGUGACGCAGAAGGAGAAUUUUUUCCUCGAGACCUCUUGCAUCAACCCAAGUGGCAAAAUUUCUGUUUUCAAACUCAAUCCCCAUUUUAGACCUGUAACUCGCCUUUUUGCAUGUCCUUGUGCUUCUAACUGGCCCACAUUGAGGUCAUUUUAAAAAAUCAAAUCUCUUGAGUUAAUUUAUAAGCUAAAGGGGCAUUGCAUUGUAAUAUAGUGUUUUGAAACUUCCACUGUUGUUUAAGUAUAUCAGUCUGGAGGCAUUGGUCCCCCAUCCCCACAUAAUUAUAAUUUGGCAUUAUUCUUACUAGCACCUUCAUAUUGUGUCAAGAGAAAAUUUGCUUUGGAUUAAAUACUUGCCGCAACUUUCUAUUUGCCACAGCUAGUUUUAUUAGCAUUGAUUUUGAUUGCAAGAUAUGGUAACAUAAGUAUCACGGCAUUAUUUGAGAGAUGAAAAUCUGUAUUUGGAUGUUCUAUGAUUCAAAAACUGAAAAAAUUUACUUAAAUUCCUUCAACACAUUCAAACAAAGUUUGUGAUUGACCAGAUGAAUUGCAGAGUCUUCUCUAAUAUACCAUUAUCGGACUUAUCAAAUUCAGGUGGUUGGGGUAAAAGCAAAAUACUGCGGAUGCUGGAAAUCUGAAACAAAAAUAGAAAAUGCUGGAAAAACUCAGCAGUCUCUGCUCUGAAGAAGGGUCACAUGGACUCAAAACAUUAACUCUGUUUCUCUCUUCACAUGUGCUGCUAGACCUGCUGAGUUUUUCCAGAAUUUUCUGCCAUUUGUUUCAGGUGGUUGAGGGAUGCUCUGUACUUCCUCUGUAAAACACAGCAAUUAUUGUAAGGCUAGAUAGCUUACUUCGCACUAUGCUUUUUAUUAAGCUUGUUUUGACUGCACAUUGCUAAAAGUGGAGCAUUUGCAUGUUAUCCAUAUCCAUUGGCAGAAAUAUAAGGAUAAAUUCAAUGUUGCUGCACUCGAAAGAAGCACGAAUUAGAGAAUUGGUACUUUAAGUAUGGGCUCCCUUGGCUCGAAGUGCAGAGUCAAUAAAUUGACUCUUUAAUGUCAGUUUUUCUUGUUGGACUUUUAAAAAUUCUUUUAAAAACUUAUUUGCCCUCAAUUGAUCAGGGCUAAUGUUAAAAUUAUAUUCCAGAGAUUUGUCAACACAGCUCUUUUGCGUGAUUGCAAAUAACCUUGUCUUUUUAUCAAAGAUUGCUGAUAUUUCAAGUCUGGCUUCCAAUAAUGUCUGGAAAUUAAAUCUUUUAAUAUUCAUGCUUCUGGUUGUAAAAUGUCAAUAUUAAAUGUUUGUGGGGGCAGUGGGUGAAGUUAUUUAUAAAAUGAGGGAGAGGUAGAAGUGGAUGUCAUUUUUGGAAAAAUUGCAGAGUAUGUCCAUUUUAUCUACUAUAAAAGGGUGGCAUUGUUUUUGUUUUAAAUGCAGAGCUGGAAAGCCCUGUAAAUUUAUCUUUUGCUCCAAAAAUUGAAUUAUCCAAUAAUUUAAAUUAAGUUCAAUUGAUUAUCACGGGAGGGUUUUGUUUUUGUUGUUCCACAGUUUCAAUUUCAAUGAACAGAUCACUUAAAUGAUUUCAAAUUUAUAGGGGUAGACUGUAAACCUUAAUUGUUGGAAUUCCUCAUGUAGCAUUGUCAGUUGUCAAUGUUAAAAUAUGUCACCUUUUCUCACCAAUUAUGCUUUCCUGCCCAUCAACAAUUCCCUCACUCUCGGUCUCUUCCUUCCCCCCCCCCCCUCCCCCACCCACUCCACUUUUCACAAGCUGUGUGUUAGUGACAGAUGUGAUGGCGUUCUCACGUCUAUCAGCAAUUUUUCAUGUCUCACUCCAGCUGAUUGGAGAGUGUCCAAAUCAGUUAGGUUAGGCAUACAUUUUGGUCAUGUAAAAGAGCUUUCCUUUUUAAAAAAAAAAAGAAAAAAGUGCCAACUGGAGGAAGUGUACUUUUAAAAUUUGCCAAUAUUACAGGUUUUUGUGAUAGUACUCUGUCAAAACCGCUGUGCUCUUAUCUUUUAGCAGCAAUUACCUCAAACAGGAGCCUUUGGUAAAGUAAUUUGUUUUUGUACAACCUUUUGGUGGUUCAAGUGCCAACCAUAUAUUUUUGAUGAGGACUUUACUGUGUGAUUAGUGAUGUCCUAGUUGUUAUGAUUGAUCAAUGAAUGUGCUUGCUCCUAAUUUAAUACUUUUUUGGGUAUGAAGUAAAAGUUGUUUCCUAUAGCCUCUGUGCAAUGUAGGUGUAUGGAGGAGAAGUCCUAGUUUACAAAAAAAAUGUAUAGUAAUAGUGUAACUUAAAUGUACAGAUAAAAGUGCACUUACUUUUUUUCCUAUUCAGGUAUGAAAGCAACAAACGCACUUAUAUGAAAAGGUAUUAUGUAGCAUUGUCUGGUUCUUUGACAUGGUGUACAAAUUCUAUGUAGAUAUUAACUUAUUGUAUAUUUCCAGUUUAUACAAAUUGCAUAACAUAUCAACCUGACAAACUUCUACCAUUAAAGAGGUUGAGUAAAUGAA
Carcharodon carcharias (great white shark) is the source of this 3825-nucleotide messenger RNA. RefSeq names its product cyclin G2 (gene ccng2). Gene Ontology annotation, biological process: regulation of cyclin-dependent protein serine/threonine kinase activity; mitotic cell cycle phase transition. Gene Ontology annotation, cellular component: cyclin-dependent protein kinase holoenzyme complex; cytoplasm; nucleus. Gene Ontology annotation, molecular function: cyclin-dependent protein serine/threonine kinase regulator activity. The coding region runs from base 369 to 1418 and encodes 349 amino acids. Lineage: Eukaryota; Metazoa; Chordata; Chondrichthyes; Lamniformes; Lamnidae. The record is from RefSeq and is a predicted model, not a curated record. The transcript is spliced from 8 exons.